AUGCUAUGCCCAACUAUACCCCUGCUCUUCCGUUAUUUGUGUAUCAACCAUGCUAACCGACAACCAUGGGAUGUUCUUUCCAUCGCUAAGGGUCGCAUUGUAGAGUUUCUCGAAUCCUCUCCCCCAGCUCCAGUGGGAGUCCAUCUAGUGGCGUUGAAGUUCGCUCAAUGCAUAAUCUUGGUCCAGACACGGGGUGUUAGCGACCCUCGAUUGCAAAACAAAGUGGACCCAAACAUUUCGCUCAUCCCCUCAGAUCACCCAUUCAUUAAUGCUAUUGCCCUUGAAGCCGAGGGAACGCAAUUACUCACGCUCGUUAUGACAAUUCUUCAUAGUUCUUCAUAUGUGAUAUCAGUAUCCGCUGUCAUCAACUCCUUUGGCACACUUGCAAAGGCCCAUCCACAACUUCUCCAGUUUAUUAUUGAAGCCACCUCCAAAUGGAGUCCCGCUAAGUUAGCUGGUCAAUCCACUAUCUUCAUCGUCGAGUUGAAAUCUCUGAGAAUGUGUUCCUGCAGGUUAGAUGUUGGUCAGGCCUUUACCAUGGAUAUUCUGUGGCAGAAGCAGAAUGUAGACAAAGAGGGCUACAUCAAUGCCUUUCGUGUCUUGCACCCAAAAAUCUCCUGCACCUUGAAAGCCGAAUCCAGCCAUGCAACUGUGGCUACAUCAAAACCAUCAACCAAGGAAGCACCAUGGAAGUCCAAUGUGGAUGAUGAGGAGAUGGAAAGAGCUGAUUGUGUCCUUUCUACCCAGUCAGCAGAGGUGUUGGAGGUGGCUCAAACCAUUGACGAUUCCACUGAGGCCGACGAGCUAGCCCUUCAGCUACAAAGCACCGCAUUCGAUCCACCGCUGCCCCAAGAACUUGAUAUCAUACAGGCAGAAUCCUUCAUACACUCUGCAAGGUUCAUAUCUCAAAGACUGCCGGAACUAGGGGCGAGCAAUGAUGGAUUAUUGAGACCAAUACCAUCACACGAAAUGUGGAUUUUGCUGUUUGUGCAAACUGUCACAUGUGGUCAACGAAGUUCUAUCGGCACUCUGGCAAUGGGGGAUUCGGGCACACAAGGGAGGGAUAAGCAAGACAGUGCAGUCGACUAG
This is a messenger RNA of Cantharellus anzutake, 1089 nucleotides long. RefSeq lists its product as uncharacterized. Gene Ontology annotation, cellular component: mRNA cleavage and polyadenylation specificity factor complex. The transcript is spliced from 8 exons. Bases 1 to 1089 code for a protein of 362 amino acids. Lineage: Eukaryota; Fungi; Basidiomycota; Agaricomycetes; Cantharellales; Hydnaceae. The record is from RefSeq and is a predicted model, not a curated record.